CCGGGGCGGGCGGCGGGCCGCGAUGGCGUCGCCCCCGCUGGCGGCGGCCGCGGCCGGGAGCGGCAGCGAGGCGAGCUCGGCAUCUGAGGAAGCGGCGACGACGCCGCCAGCGGACCGCGACCUGGCCGCGCUGUUCGAGCAGGCAGCGCAGCGGCUGCCGGCGCUGCUGCCCGCCGCCAGCAAGGAGCAGCUGCUCUACCUGUACGCCCGCUACAAGCAGGUGAAGUUUGGAACCUGUAACACUCCCAAGCCAGGCUUCUUUGAUUUUGAGGGGAAGCAGAAAUGGGAAGCUUGGAAAGCCCUGGGAGAUGUCAGCCCUCAUCAGGCUAUGCAGGAGUAUGUUGCUACAGUGAAAAAACUGGACCCCAGUUGGAAUCCACAGAUGACAGAGAAGAAGGUAAAGGAAAACAAAACUGCAUUUGGAGGACCAGUGGUCAGCUCGUUGUAUCAAGAAGAAACAAUCAGGGAAGAAGACAAGAACAUUUUUGAUUACUGCAGAGAAAACAACAUUGACUACGUAACCAAAGCCAUUCGAUCCAGAAAAGUGGAUGUGAAUGUCACAGAUGAGGAGGGCCGGGCUCUGCUCCACUGGGCGUGCGACAGAGGACACAAGGAGCUGGUUUCAGUGCUCUUACAGCACGAUGCUGAAGUUAACAGCCAGGUGGGAAAACUGAGGCACAGAACCGUUUGGGUUCAGCUGCUGUUUGCGGCAGAGCUCCUUCUGCCCGUGCUGUGCCUUCCCUGUCCCCAAGGGAAGGAGGGCUGGAGGGAGCAGUCCCAACGAUCAUAGGCUGAGAGGGGAGCUUUCAGAGCCUGCCGCGCGGUUGGACUUGUGGUAGAUGAUCAAAUGAAAGAGCAGCUUCGUGCCUUGUGAAACAGAAAAAUGGUAAAUCAGCUACUAAUACAAUUCACAGAGGCUGCUAAGAGGCUGCUGGACAUCACAAAAACGGCAACCCCUGGAGGUGAUGAGACGGGAGCUGCUUAAGUCAACGCGUGCAGUCAGCUGCUCCCUGGCAGUGGUCCACUCUGGGGCAGGAUCCAGGCUCUGCUGUCUUCCUCCCUCUGGCAGACAGCUGUGAGAACGUCCUCUCUAAUUCCAGAUUAGCCACAGAGAAGAGUCCUCAUCCUUAAGAAACAGGCGUGCUUGGGAGGGAAAGGCUGUCUGGGGGCUGCAGGGCACAGCACUGUCCUGAGAGCCUUUCAGAGGUCUGAGCAAUCAUCUCUGGAACUGGGGUUUAGUAAGGGAGUGGCAAAAAAAGAAGUGACUUGCAAGCUGAGGACCAUGGGCCACAGUCACUCAGCUCCCCAGGCUUGGCUUAGUGAAGUCCAGAUCUCAUUUAAUGAGUUCAGACCAUCUUGAAGUGGAAAGUUUUGAUUUUGCAUCCCAAGCUGAGGAGGGCUUAUGAGACCAAACCAGAGUCUUCAAAAUCUUUAUCCUCACCAGCUUAGAAGAGGAAAAGAUCCCUGGGCUGUUAGCAUCAUCUCUGCCCCUCUUGUGGCACCUUGCCCGGUGCAGUGUGGCUGCACUUCCAUUGCAGUCAUCACAAUGUGUGACCUCCCUGCAGGUCCCAUGGCAGGAUCCUGGGGCAUUUCAGCUGACCCUGCCUUGGCCCAAGUCAGUGAAAACCAAACUGUGGGUUCAGACUAGGUGCUGCUUUGGCCCACCAA
Pogoniulus pusillus (Red-fronted tinkerbird) is the source of this 1668-nucleotide messenger RNA. It is a transcript of the gene ACBD6, whose product is annotated as acyl-CoA binding domain containing 6. NCBI's taxonomy places the organism in Eukaryota, Metazoa, Chordata, Aves, Piciformes, Lybiidae. Bases 23 to 790 code for a protein of 255 amino acids. Gene Ontology annotation, molecular function: fatty-acyl-CoA binding; protein binding. The transcript is spliced from 8 exons. The record is from RefSeq and is a predicted model, not a curated record.